AUGAGUCGUGCAAUUUUCAACAUACGACCUGGAGUCAAAUCCCUCUUCAAGCUCAAUAUGAUGGAUGAAGCGAGAAACGGUUCUGUUCUCUUUAUGGUAGCUCAACAAAGACGGCUUUCAGAUAUUGGAAUACGUCGUCUGUUCAGUUCAAGUAUGAAGAUUCCAAGAUCGUCUUCUGGACAGGGAUCGUCUGUAGGUGGUUCGACUGUCAUUGGAUUUGGAGGAGGUGGAGUUGGAGCUGGAGGAGUUGGGGGAGGAGUUGGAGCUGGAGUUGGAGCUAGUGGGGGUGGGGGAGGAGGAGGAGGCGGAGGAAAAAGGAAAAAUGGACAUUUAGUUUGGUAUAGAGAGAUAGUACCAGCCAUGUUACCGGUUCUUCUACUAGCAUCAACAAUCUUCUUAUCUCUUUCUCUCUUCCAAGCUCAUUUAUCCUCUCAGAAAUCAUCACGAGAAACAUCUGAGAUUAUAUCUAUCCUAGAAGCUCAAAUAGAAAAAUUACGUGUUGAGAGGAAAGAACGUAGAGAAAAGGAGAGGAAAGAAAGAGAAAGAGUUAUACCAUUCAUAGUUGAAAGAGUUUUGAAUAAAGUAAUUUAA
Messenger RNA from Tremella mesenterica DSM 1558, 591 nucleotides. RefSeq lists its product as uncharacterized. Bases 1 to 591 code for a protein of 196 amino acids. NCBI's taxonomy places the organism in Eukaryota, Fungi, Basidiomycota, Tremellomycetes, Tremellales, Tremellaceae. The transcript is spliced from 3 exons. The record is from RefSeq and is a predicted model, not a curated record.